AUGGCCUCCAUCUCCGAGCUCACCUGCAUCUACUCUGCCCUCACCCUGCAGGAGGACGAGGUGAUAGUCACAGAGGACAAGAUCAAUGCCCUCAUUAAAGCAGCUGGUGUCAAUGUUGAACCUUUCUGGUUUGGCUUGUUUGCAAAGGCCCUGGCCAGUGUCAACAUUUGGAGCCUCAUCUGCAAUGUAGGGGCUGGUGGGCCUGCUCCAGGAGCUGGAGCGGUGCCUGCUGCUCCAGCUGAGGAGAAGAAAGUGGAAGCAAAGAAAGAAGAAUCUGAGGAGUCUGAUGACGACAUGGGCUUUGGUCUUUUUGAUUAAACCUCUUUUGUUAACAUGUCCAAUAAAAAGAUGAGCCUGU
Peromyscus maniculatus bairdii (prairie deer mouse) is the source of this 358-nucleotide messenger RNA. Its product is annotated as large ribosomal subunit protein P1-like. Lineage: Eukaryota; Metazoa; Chordata; Mammalia; Rodentia; Cricetidae. The record is from RefSeq and is a predicted model, not a curated record. Gene Ontology annotation, molecular function: structural constituent of ribosome; ribonucleoprotein complex binding; protein kinase activator activity. Gene Ontology annotation, biological process: translational elongation; cytoplasmic translation. Gene Ontology annotation, cellular component: cytosolic large ribosomal subunit; ribosome.